ACUCAUCAAAGGAGGGACUUGAAUUUUAGUGAAGAUAUUGAAUGAUAUGAAGGGGGUUGUUUUCAUCACUUUCUUCUCGCUUAUAUUGAUUGUAAUCACUACAGAAUCAAGACAUGAGCCAGGAGAUCAUCAAAGGAGGAUAAAUGUGUUAAAAGAUGAUUUGUUGCCUCAAGCAGAUCAUUGUGACGAUUCAAAGCCAUCUUUGGAAAGUGAAGGGCCUCUUCUUAAGGAUAUAAAGCCUCAAUCAUUCGUAUUUGACUACGCACAUGGUGCUAAACAACAAGAGUCGUCAUCGAAUGAUCCACGAAAGCCUCUCGGCCUUCAGGAUAUAAAUCCUCAAGUGUUUGUAUUUGACUAUGCACAUGGUGUUAAACCAAAAGAGUCGUCCUUCAAUGAUCCACAAAAGCCUCUCCUUAAGGAUAUAAAGCCUCAGUCAUUUGUAUUUGACUAUGCACAUGGUGCUAAACCAAAAGAGUCGUCCUCCAAUGAUCCACGAAAACCUCUCCUUCAGGAUUUAAAGCCCCAAUCGUUUGUAUUUGACUAUGCACAUGAUGUUAAACCAAAAGAGUCGUCCUCCAAUGAUCCACAAAAGUCUCUCCUUAAGGAUAUAAAUCCUAAGUCAUUUGUAUUUGACUACGCACAUGGUGCUAAACCAAAAGAGUCGUCAUCCAAUGAUCCACGAAAGCCUUUCUUUCAAGACUUAGAGCCUCAAUCGUUUGUAUUUGAYUAUGCACAUGGUGUUAAACCAAAAGAAUCUUCCUCCAAUGAUCCACAAAAGCCUCUCCUUAAGGAUAUAAAGCCUCAGUCAUUUGUAUUUGAUUACGCACGUAAUGUUAAACCAAAAGAGUCAUCCUCCAAUGACCAACAAAAGCAUCUCCUCAAGGAUAUAUGACCUCAGUCAUUUGUAUUUGACUAUGCACAUCAUGUUAAACCAAAAGAGUCAUCCUCGAAUGACCAACAAAAGCCUCUCCUUAAUUAUAUAAAGCCUCAGUCAUUUGUAUUUGACUACGCACAUCAUGUUAAAUCAAAAGAGUCGUCCCCACAAAAGCCUCUCAAAGAUAUAAAGUCUCAAUCAUUCGUAUUUGAUUACGCACAUGAUGUUAAACC
Messenger RNA from Momordica charantia (bitter melon), 1107 nucleotides. RefSeq lists its product as uncharacterized. NCBI's taxonomy places the organism in Eukaryota, Viridiplantae, Streptophyta, Magnoliopsida, Cucurbitales, Cucurbitaceae. The record is from RefSeq and is a predicted model, not a curated record.